Messenger RNA from Tinamus guttatus (white-throated tinamou), 934 nucleotides. NCBI's taxonomy places the organism in Eukaryota, Metazoa, Chordata, Aves, Tinamiformes, Tinamidae. The record is from RefSeq and is a predicted model, not a curated record.
AGGAAAAGCAGCUGGAGCUGACUCUGGAGGCGCUCAUCAGCCAGGUGGCUGACCUGAAGAACUCUUUGGUCAGUUUUAUUUACAAGUUGGAGAACGAGUAUGACCGACUCACAUGGCCUUCAGUUCUGGACAGCUUUGCGUUGCUUUCAGGACAGCUGAACACCUUGAAUAAGGUGCUAAAGCAUGAGAAGACCCCAUUAUUGCGAAACCAGGUUAUCAUACCCCUGGUGCUAUCACCAGAUCGUGAUGAGGAGAUCAUGCGACAGACGGAGGGACGUGUGCCGGUGUUCAGCCAUGAGGUGGUGCCUGAUCAUCUCCGAACUAAGCCGGAUCCCGAGGUGGAAGAGCAGGAGAAACAACUGAUCACAGAUGCAGCUCGAAUCAGCCCUGAUGUGGCACAGAAACAGAUCCAAAGUCUGAACAAAAUGUGCUCAAAUCUGCUGGAGAAAAUCAGCAAGGAGGAGCGGGAAUCUGAAAGUGGAGGUUUACGUCAGAACAAGCAGACUUUCAACCCUGCAGAUACCAAUGCUCUGGUAGCAGCUGUGGCCUUUGGGAAGGGGCUGUCAAACCGGCGCCCCCCUGGCACAGGGGCAUCUGUGCAGUCAGGCCAGCCAGGAGCUGGUGCAAUCAUUGCAGGGGCUUCAGGCAUGCAGCAGGUCCCAAUGUCAGGUGCAGCAGCUCAGCAGCAGCCAAUGCUGGCAGGAGUGCAGAUGGCACAAACUGGACAACCAGGAAAGAUGCCGAGUGGCAUAAAAACGAACAUCAAGUCUGCCUCAAUGCAUCCAUAUCAGAGAUGAGCUGAGAUGAAGAAAACCCAGGGAAGAGCCAUUACCAGCAUUGCUCCUGCUGCAGCCACCGCUCCUGGAUGCUGUCUAGGACUUCUGAGUCUCUUUGCAUACCCACAUACCAUAUCCAGGGAGCUGGGAACCCCUCC